This is a messenger RNA of Rubroshorea leprosula, 4958 nucleotides long. The record is from the annotation of a GenBank genome assembly. Lineage: Eukaryota; Viridiplantae; Streptophyta; Magnoliopsida; Malvales; Dipterocarpaceae.
CUUGGAGGAGAUGCAGGAGAAAGAGAAGAAAGAAAGGUUGGAGGAUGAGGAUGAGGGCAUUUAAGUAAUUUUAAUUUUUUAAUGUAUUAACUGAUUAAAAAAAUAUGAGUUUUUCUUGUUGGAUUCACACGUCAUUAACAUUUAAAAAAUUAAGUGAUUUUGUGACAAUUUAAUGUGCUGUCUGUCCAUUAACUGAAGGAAGGAUUAUUUUGACUCACUUUGGGAAGGUGGACGGCGGCUAAGGUGUCAUUUUGCGUGUACUACGCACUAAGAUUUCUUCGCAGAGUUUUUUAGUUGGAGGAAAACCGAACCCUACUCGGCAUUUUUUUUGGUUUCGAUUCCUCUGCAUUUUUUUUUUUUGGGUUUCGAUUUCUGGUUCAUUCAUUUUCAAUGGAAGCUGUAGCAUCCAGUGCUUUUGAUGCAAUGCUCUCUUCCAUGUGGGAUUAUAUAUCUGAGCGAUUAAUUGACUCCAACUUUCUCAAGUUUGCCAGGCAAGACCAAGUUUUGUCCCAACUCAACAAGUGGAAGAUGCUGUUACCAAAGAUCAAAGCCGUUCUCGAUGAUGCAGAAGAUAAGCAAAUGGUCAGUCGAGUGGUGAAGCUCUGGCUCAGCGAUUUAAGAGACAUUGUAUAUGAUGCUGAAGAUAUCAUUGAUGAAAUUGCCACUGAGGCCCAGCGCCAGAGAAUUCUGAGGGAGACUGGGAUGACAGGCACCGGCAGUAAGGUAUGCCUAUUUUUCCCAAAUUGUUUCACUGGUCAGAAUUUAAGUGGUGUUAAGUUUUGUGCGUGGAUGGGUCCUAAAAUAGAAGGUAUCACCGUUAGAUUUGAAGCCAUUGUUGCGGAGAUGAUGACAUUUAAUUUGUUGGAGAGGAGUGUUAAAGGGAGACUGGAAAGAGUAGGAAGGGAAAGGCAGCGGGCGACGAGUUCUCUUGUUGAUGAAUCUCGGGUUUAUGGUCGAGAAAUGGAUAAAGAUGCGAUUAUUCAAAAGUUGAUGGAUGUUGAAACUGGUGAAAUUGGUGUGGUUUCUGUUGUGGGAAUGGGGGGAGUGGGUAAAACCACGCUUGCUCAGUUAGUAUACAAUGAUGAGGAAGUUAAAGACUUGUUUGAAUUGAGGGUUUGGGUUUGUGUCUCUGAGGACUUUGAUGUUGUUAGGGUGACUGAGAUUCUAUUGCAGGCUGUCACCAUGCAGGGUUGCUCUUCCAACGACAAUGACGACAAUGACGACAAUUACCGAAAUCGUCUAAAUUGUCUUCAAGUAAAGCUACGUGAGAAGCUUUCUAGAAAGAAGUUCUUGAUUGUUUUAGAUGAUGUUUGGAAUGAGAACUAUGAAAGAUGGGAUGUUCUAAGUAGACCCUUCAUGGCAGGAGCACCUGGUAGCAGAGUGCUUGUAACGACUCGAAGUGAAAACGUUGCAUCUAUCAUGAAAACAUGUGGUGUACACCGUUUGCAGGUCUUGUCUGAUGAUGCUUGCCUUUCACUGCUUGUCAGACAUGCUCUUGGAGCUAAUAAUUUUGAUGGAUACCCAACUCUAAAAGGAAUUGGCAAGGAGAUAGUGAAGAAGUGCAAGGGAUUACCAUUGGCAGCCAAGACUCUAGGUGGGCUCCUACGUGGUAAAGCAGAUUGUGAUGAGUGGAAUGAUAUACUGACGAGUGAAAUAUGGGAGAUACCAGAAGAAAGAGGUGGCGUCAUUCCUGCUCUGAAGUUGAGUUACCGUUAUCUUCCAUCCCAUUUAAAGCGAUGCUUUGCCUAUUGUGCCAUUUUCCCAAAAGGCUAUGAAUUUGACAAGAAUGAGCUGGUUCUGCUAUGGAUGGCCGAGGGUUUAAUACAACAAGCCACGGGAGAAAAGCAAGUGUGGGACAAAGGUCUUGAAUAUUUUAAUGAUUUACUUUCAAGGUCUUUUUUCCAACAAUCAAAUAGCAAGCAAACACUGUUUGUUAUGCAUGACCUUAUAAAUGAUCUAGCUAAAUUUGUUGCUGGAGAAAUAUACUUUCAUUUUGAGGAAAAACUGAGUGAAAGUAUUGAAAAGCUUCGUCAUUUGUCAUUCACUCGUCGCCAGUAUGACAUUUUCAAAAGAUUUGAAGAAUUUUAUGCAGCGAAGUCUUUACGGACUUUCAUAGCAUUACCAAUUGAUACAUCAUCUUGGGGAGCAUGUUGUUGCAUGAGCAAGGAUGUGUUGCAAGAGUUGCUGGCAGAAUUAAGAUACGUAAGAGUGCUAUGUUUGAGUGGCUACCGUUUCAACGAACUCCCAUAUUCUAUUGGUCAUUUGAAGCACUUGAGGUACCUUAAUUUGUCUUACACUACAAUUGAACAGCUACCAGAAUCUGUGGGUUCCCUAUUUAACUUACAAACAUUUUUAUUGCAUGGCUGCAAGGAGCUUGCUAAAUUGCCACAAGGUAUUGAAAAUCUGAUUAACCUUCUUGUUCUUGAUCUUACUGAUACUGACAAAUUAGUGGAGAUGCCAUUGCAUAUUGGUAAUUUGAAAAACCUUCAAAUUUUGUCCAAAUUCAUCUUGGGAAAGGACAAUCAGUUUGGCAUUAAAGAAUUGAAGGACUUGAUACAUCUAAGAGGGGAGUUUUGCAUUAUGGGGUUGGAGAAUGUGGUGGAUGUUCGAGAUGCUAGGCAUGCUAAUCUAAUGGAUAAACAUGGCCUUGAUGCCUUAGAUUUGAAAUGGAGUGAGUUCCUUGCUUACCAAAACGAAGAAGAUGAAAUGCAUGUUCUUGAAAUGCUACAACCGAAUAAGGAAUUGAAAGAACUUAGUAUUUCAUUUUAUGGUGGUAAAAGAUUUCCAUCUUGGUUGGGAUUUCCCUCUAUCACUAAUGUUGUGCAAGUAAACCUCGGUAGCUGUAGUAGAAGCAUGUCACUUCCGACACUUGGGAGACUGCCAUCAUUGAAGAAGGUGUUCAUCCGAGGCAUGGACAGAGUCAAAGAGGUGGGUUUUGAGUUCUAUGGAGAUGAUUUGCUGUCUACUAAGUGGUUUCCAUCCUUGGAAAUUCUAUGUUUUCAGAAUUUGUUAGAAUGGGAAUGUUGGUCUUCUCCUCAAGAAGCUAAUGUGGAUUUGGAUGAUGGAUUUCCUUCUCUUCGUGAGCUCGUGAUUGAAGAUUGUCCAAAACUGAUUGGAAACCUACCAAUCUGCCUUCCUUCCCUUGAGAAGCUUAUCAUUAGUCACUGCCCAAAAUUGGGGGGUUCACGUGUGAGCCUGCCCUCCCUUUGUGAAUUAAAAAUUGAAAAUUGCAGCAAGGUAUGGUUGGAAAAUAUUGUUGAUCUUACUUUGCUAACCACAUUGAGGAUCCAGGGCAUGAGGGACCUUUCAUGUCUGCCACAAGAGAUGCUAAAGUCUCUAGAUGCACUUCAAAUCCUUGAGGUUUCAAAUUGCACCGAGCUGAUAUCUUUGUGGCAGAAGGGCACUGUGCUGAAAAACAUUGCUUCUCUUGGGCAUCUGAAAAUUGAGGGCUGCUCCAAAUUUGUGUCUCUGGUAGUAAAUGAGCAAGGUCUUCCUUGUAGUUUGGAAGAUAUGGAAUUGAUGAACUGUGGCAACUUGGAGAAAUUGUCUCUCAAAAGUUUGAAAAUUGAAUCAUGCCCAGAACUUUUAUCCUUUCCUGAGAUAGGCUGCUUGUGCAAGACUACUGACUAUCUUCUUCAAGACUUGGAGAUUGAUGAAUGUCCUUCCCUCACAUCCUUUCCAAGAGGUAUCUUGCUUACCGGGUUGCAAGGUUUGAAAAUUCGAGGUUGUAGAGAUCUGCAGUCUCUACCAGAAGGAAUCAUGCAGAAUGUUAACAGCACAAACAUCUCUCAUCUUAAGAGCUUGGAGAUUGAUGAUUGCCCCUCUCUAACUUGCUUUCCUGAAGGCACAUUGCCGUUUAGUCUUAAAACACUAAAGAUUUUGGAUUGCUCAAAGCUGGAGCCACUUUCAGAGCGGCUGCUACACAACGAUGCAUCACUUGAAAACAUCGAGAUGUGGGACUAUGCUACUCUUAGAUAUUUGCCUGAUUGGCUACAUGGGUUGUCACAUCUGACUGAGUUAAUUAUACGUAACUGUUCGGCUUUAAUCUCCUUCCCGGAGACAGGCCUCCCCUCCACCUUGGGAACAUUGAAAAUCUACAGCUGUGUCAAUCUCAAGUAUCUGCCGGAGAGGAUGCAAAAUCUUGCUUCUCUUCAAUAUCUAACAGUUUGUGAGUGUCCAUGUCUUGUGACAUUUCCUAGUGGUGGUUUGCCCCCUCAACUCUUGUUACUUGGGGUCUGGGAUUGUAUAAAUCUGAAGGAACCAAUGUCAGAAUGGAACCUAGACUCUCUAACCUCUCUUGAAGGGCUCAUCAUUGCUGGUGCCCCUGAUAUAGCUUCCUUCCCGGAUGAAAAUUGUUUGCUUCCUGGGAGCCUCACUUUGAUUUUCAUUGCGAGACUCAAUAAUCUGGUAUCUCUCUCCUCGGGACUGCAAAACCUGACCUCUCUUGAAGAUCUAGAAGUUUUUGAAUGUCCAAAGCUGAGACACUUGCCAAGAGAAGGCCUGCCUGCAACACUUGGGAGAUUUUGUAUCAGAAGCUGUGAACAUUUAAAACGACAAUGCUUGAAGAAGAAAGGAGCAUACUCAUCGAGGAUAGCCCACAUCCCCUGUGUGGAGAUAGAUUAAAUCCUAAAAAGGACGGCAGAUGUUCAAUAAACUCUUGCAAGAUCUUUUUAGGAUGGAAAGAGUAUCAGUGAUGUACAAACACAUUUGUACAAGAUAGAGCUACAAGAUUUGAAGAACAUAUACAGAGAAUGAUAAUCCAUAAUCAUUACCUCUAAUGGUAAUGUCAUGGUGACCUUCUUUCUCAUUACUUUAUGCUUACACUAAUCAAAGUCAAUCUCAAAACAAUUUGGAGUAAAGAAGUUUGCAGUUUGAUACAUCCUGAAAUCUGUUUUUGAUUAUGAGCUCUGUGAACUCUGUUUAUUUCAUUUCCAGGCAAAUAGAAUUAAGUUUCUUGU